AACGACAAAAACGGGUCUUUCUGUUGCUUGUCUUUUCAGACAACGUUUUUCCGCCUUGUGCGGUGUUUACGUCGCAAAGACUCGCGAAAAAUCCAAAAUGCGUUUUACAAUUUAUAAAAUUUAGUCAUGUGCUCCAGUUCUUCAAAUUAAUCAUCAUUUACAUUUAUUUGUACAUCAACAUAAGAUCGGUUUUGUUAUACAAGAAAUUAUUUUUUAUACCAUCUUUCAAAUGAAAUUUUAAAAAAUCAAAAAGUAUUUUCUAAAGUUUUGGAAGGAUUACAUUUUUUUAUCAGUAUGGAAGACCCGAAGGAUAACCGUAUCCUCUACAAAUUGGUACUUACUGGAGGUCCAUGUGGAGGCAAAACAACAGGCCAGGCAAGACUGUGUACCUUCUUCGAAAAUCUAGGAUGGAAGGUUUUCCGAGUACCUGAAACAGCUUCAGUCCUUCUGGGCGGAGGCAUCAAGUUUGCAGACCUAGAUGAAAGAGAGAGUGUGAAAUUCCAGGAAAAUUUAUUGAAAAGUAUGCUGCAAAUUGAAGAUACCUUUUUUGAACUUGGAAAAACCUGCAAACGAAACUGUCUUAUAAUUUGUGAUAGGGGGGCUAUGGAUGCUUCAGCAUUUGUUGCCAAAGAAACAUGGGAGACUAUCAUGAGAGGUAACGCCUGGAAUAAUGUAGAAUUAAGGGAUAACAGAUAUAACCAAAUAAUACACAUGGUAACAGCAGCGAAGGGUGCGGAAGAAUUUUAUUCCACAGAGGAUCACAACUGUCGCUCAGAAGGCGUGGAACUAGCCAGAGAACUUGAUACCAAAGCAGCCGCUGCCUGGGUUGGCCACCCGUACUUCGACGUCAUCGACAACUCCACGGACUUCGAGGGAAAAAUCAGAAGGAUGAUCGUAUCAGUGUGCCAUAAAAUCGGCUUGGAUACCGGCGACAGAUUACUGAAAAACUCAAGAAAACACAAGUUUUUGGUCGAGGGACCUUUACCGGACGACCUGCUCUUUCCUCCAUUUCAGGACUUCGAAGUUGUGCAUAACUAUCUACAAUCUAAUUCGCCUAAUCAAGUUAGAUUGAGGAAGAGAGGCCAGAAAGGUCACUACAGUUACAUUCACACUGUGCGCAGACAAAAUCAUCCUGGGGGACAAGUUAUCGAGGUGAAAACGCAGAUAGCUCAUCGUGACUACAUCAAUUUAUUGACACAAAAGGACAAAACUCAUUUCACGAUCUACAAAAGACGCAGAUGCUUUAUCGAGAAUAAUCAGUACUUCCAAUUGGAUAUCUAUGAACAGCCAAGUCAUCCGAGAUGCCGAGGUAUGAUCCUCUUGGAAACCUACUCAGCUCUGGAUGACCAGCAGUUAUUAAAAACUCUACCAAGCUUCUUAAAUAUCAAGAAGGAAGUGACGGGUAAUCCAGAUUAUUCCAUGUUCAACUUAUCACUAAGGGAAGACUGGAAGACAUCUAAAAAGUUCUGCAGAUCAGUUACAGAUUCGGAUUUUUCGAAAUAUCCAACGUCAGAAAACCGUGAUUCUAAUAUGAAACAGCUAUACAACAACGUGAAUCAUGGCAACCUCAAUGGAAAGCCGAUGAACGGAAAAGCUUAAGUGUGAUUUUAUUCUAUUACGUUUUAGGUACUUAGUAUUUUUACCAUUUUUGAUCAUUUUGUAAUAUUUUUGUUUAAUACUGUUUCGUUAGUCUACUUUUCGAAGGUAUUAUUAAUUUAGGAAUUCACAAAAAAAUUGACAAUGAGUGUGAGUUAGCUGGGUAUCUGCCGAAUCAGCUGCGUAUUCUUGUCAGUUUUAUAUGACAGAGGAAAAUGAUAAAUUUGUGGAUGUUUUCAAGUAUUUAUUUCGUACUGUUUCUUUCCAUGAGAUCGGAAGGGAAGUUUUAAAUGAUAUAUCCAGGGUAUAUAAAAUCUCUUGCGCUGGUUUGGCCUUUCAAAGACCAGUUAAAAAAGAGGUUUUUUACUUUUUUGACUUUUUCUCAAGCUUUUACCAGGGCGGUCCGAUAAGUACUUAGCCUACCAAAGGAAAACAAAAUUUUUGGAAAAGCGGUGAUUUACUUCUGAACGUAAUCUUGAUACACUUGACUCAGCAAUGCUCCAACCUCUUUAACCCGUCUGAAAAGUAUGUUGUUCGAGGUCCGCAAAGUAGGCUUCCGUGGUGGCGAUGAACUCCUCAUUCGACUUAAAUGUCUGCCCGGUGGGUGACUUCUUCAAGUUUGGAAACAAAAAGAAGUCGUGUAGGGCCAAAUCUGGAGAAUACGGUGGAUGGAACAGCAAUUCGUAGUCCAAUUCGACUGAAAUUUUGACAUAGGCCGUCUACAAGAAGAAUGAUUUUUUUGAAAAGGUUACACCACUUUCUUUGAAUAGCUCUAGUAUGCCUCUCGCAUAUAAAAAGUAUAUAGAAGUACCAUUUGGAUGGUGAUCGAUUGACAUUUUCGACGAAACGAACAUUUCUAGUUUCUCAUAAAAGUAUAUCUUCCAAAGUAGACUAACGAGUUAUGAUUAUUUUCACUUAUAUCUCUUUAAGUUGUUAGUAAUAUUUUAAUUAUGAGAUAAAAAUCUGAAGAGUUUAAUAGACGUUAAAAAAUAAUUUCGCUGCAAAAGUAUAAAAUCAGUAUUGUAAAUUAUUUUUCUUGUUUAACUUUUUUUAAUUUUAGUUUGAGAUGUACCUGCUUGAAAAUAAAAUCUUAAUAUUGUCAACAUUACACCAUAGUGGAGUAAGUUAUAUUUUUUGGAACGUUUAGAUGAUUGGAGGUCUUUGUCGGCGGAAGAACUGGUUUACGGCUGCUACUACCUCUUCUUCUGGUUCCUAUCGGUUUCGGUUCUUGGAAAUCAUAUUGGCAAUCAAAACCGUGCUGGCUGCGGCUCGAAACAGUUCCAUUGAGGUUUUCUUAAACCAUGUUCUCAAAUUCCGCAGCCAUGAUAUUCUCCUUCUACCGGGUCCUCGCUUACCUUUGACUUUACCUUGCAAUAUGGACUGCAGCAGUGAGUAACGGUGCUGAUUUCUCAUAAAUACAAUCUCCGGUUCCUUCUUCACUCUUCCUAGGACUUCCUUGUUCGUGAUCCUUGCUGUCCAUGAUAUUCUUAGCAUUUUUCUAUAAAGCCACAUCUCAAAUGCUUUAAGUUUCACGGCUGCUACAUGACGAAAAAUUGACUCAAAAAAGUGUUAGUAUCGAUAUAUCGAAUGACGUACAUGGUAUAUCGAUGUUAAUCGAUUAAUAUAUCAAUCGACCAUUUCAUUAUAUCAAUCAAGAAUUUUCUUUGCCUGUUAAUUUCGGUUUUGUAUUUCAUGUUAUUUUAAAUUACAUGCAUACACUACUAAAUGCAUAUUUUUUAACUUUUCUGCUUUCUUUCUGAUGUGAAGAACUAUUUUUCUCAUCGUAAUAACACAGAGAGGAGAGUUUUAUGGUGGAAAUAGGUUCUUCCAUACAAUAUUGGCCUUUUCGGUGACUUACUUUGCAGUCAAGAAUCGGAAACGUCAAAUAAUCAAUUUAUUGUAUAACUGUGGUGUACUUCCAAAGAGAUAUUUGAUAUUAUAGCUGAAAUUUUAGUCCAAAAUACUUCCGCAUUCUUCUGUGUGCGUAUCAUCCACUAAAAUUUAAUAAAAUCAUUACAAACUAUAGUCUGUUUUUAAUUGGUUGUUUGUAAAAGCUUGUUUGUAAUUGGUCCAACUCCAGGCAAGUUUACUCCACUGUUAUCAAAUUUUGACACUAAUGACAUUUAUAAAAUUUUGACACUUUUGGCAUUUCAUAGGUUAAUUAAGUUAUAUCAGCGGUUUUUUGUAUUUUCUGCGUUAUUCCUUUAAUUUUUAGAUUUUCAGUCUGUUGUUAUAUAAAAAAACGGUUGUUUUUAGAACUCUUUAAUGAUGUAUUAGUAUAAUAUAAUAUUUAUGGAUUACCGUCAAAGGCCUAUGACAACCAAAAAAGAAGAUGUAUUUGGUGAUAUUUCUAAUGACUUUCCUGGGUGUGAAUCUGUCUUUUUAGUUUACUCCUCUUGGUUUAAAAAUAAAGCUUAGUUGAGUGAAAUGCUCAGUAGAAUCUGAUAAAAAUUUCUGAAUCCCACAUGAUAGCGACUUCUAAUAGGAAGAUGUUUAAACGUUUUAACCCCCGCAUAAUAGGGGUAUUCAUCGUGGCCAUUUUUUUUUUCGUACACUUGACGUAAUAUGACGUUUAAUAUUAUAUAAAUAUACAUCAUAUGUCAAGUGUACGAAAAAAAAUGGCGGCUAUGAAUAAUAGCUCUAUAGUAGCAGCACCAACCAGUUGUUCUUUGGACGAACUUGUCUUGAGAAAAGUUCUUUGGUUACUUAUUAGAUGAUCUAUUAUAAAAGAGUACUUAGUUAAAUGAUAGUGUGAUACUUAUUUUUGGAUAAUAUUGUAUAGCAAUCUCCACUAUUCAUAGACAUAUUUUAUUAUAGAUGUGAUUUUCAUUGACUAUUUUUUGUAGUAGUUGAGAACGUCUUGUAGAAUCUCUUUCACCAGAUUUCUUAAGUUUAAACAAAGACCUGUCCUCAACACUUUGACUAAAACAAUGUAAGAUUGUUUGCAAUAAAUAGUUUUAAUGGCCGUAAAAAUAACUAAAUAUGCAUUCAGUGAAUAUAAGCCGCUUCAGAAAAAAACGAAUGUUUUUAACUGACCAGUUAUUUCCAUCUUGAAAUAAUAGGGCUUUUCAUCGAUUGUCAUUUGUUUCGAGCUUCUGUCAUAUGUUGUAUAAUCUGUGUAUAAUAUUAAUAUACACGGAUUAUACGACAUAUGACAGAAGCUCGAAACAAAUGACUGUGAAUGAAAAGCCCUAUUACGCAUAUUCGCUGUGAGCCGAUGAGUAGAGGGGAUUUGACAGUUUUCGCCAGCGCUGUUAGUGGCAGUUUUGUGCAUUGAAUUUGAACAAUAUAAAAAUAAAAUAAAAAUUCCAUUUUUAUUCAGUUGCAAUGCGAAGGCAAAACCGUCUUAUUUUUCACUUAGAACAGGGAGCGCAGACCAGCACUCUAAAUCGACGAUUUUCGACUCUAUUUGGAGUCAUCAUCAGAGAGGAGUAGGCCUGCUGCUCUCUGCCCGAAGUGACAAAAUCACGAAAGCUUAUCCCCGCAUUGCAACUGACGUUUAUGGAGUAGGUGACUAGCGUCAUCUGGCAACUGAAAGGCAAAGUAAGUUUUCAACCUAAUAGAAAUUAUAAUAAUUAUGAAAAAGAUUAAAAAUAUUACUAAAAGAUUUUUAAUUGAAAACUUAUUGAUCCAUUUCCCUGAUAACACCUCCAUGGCUUCUAAAAAUUGCAAGCCAGAUGGAUGCUGAAGCGAAGAAGACAAGAGAGAAUUCAAAAAACUUACAAUUCACGACCCCGUCUAUUCAGCUGGUAAAUUCCAACAGAAAAUGGACCUAGUUACUCAAAGAAGUAACGACCAAUAUAAAAAUAAAAUAAAAAUUCCAUUUUUAUUCAGUUGCAAUGCGAAGGCAAAAAAAAAAUUGAGAAAAGCAUUUGAACAAUUUUAUCAGAAAAGUACAAGUUUCAAACCGCGAGAGAGCGCUACCGACGAAACUUACAGCCAAUAAAAACAGAGGUAACCUCUAAAUUUCACAUAAACUUCUUCUUUCUCUCAAUGGCCUCUUGCGUAAGCAGUCAUCCAGUCGCACGAAUUUAUAUAUUAAAUAUUAAAAUUAUAAUAAAUAAAAUAAAAAAACAUAAUUACUUUUACUAUUAAUUAUGUGUAUUCGUUCAGUAAUCAGGUUACAAAAAUAUUUCAGUUCAUAAUCCAUGUUUUUUUUAGAUAAAUAUCUAUUUUUCUCGUUUUGUAUAUUUCACAAACACCAAUUUUAUCAGAAAAAUACAAGUUUCAAACCGCGAAAGAGCGCUACCGUCGAAACUCAUAGCCAAAAAAGAAAUUGUGAUAAAGAACACGGCAUAUAAUAAGUGUUUUCUAUCUUGUGCUUGUGCAAACAGGGGAGGCCUAUGUCCAGCAGUGGAUUGAGAGGCUGAUGAUGAUGAUGAUAUAAUAAGUGACAUAUGACACUGACAGUUGACAGACAAUAUCAGCGUCUCUAUAUUGAAAGAGAAUGUUUCUAGUAACAAUUGUUAAGUGUCACAGUGAACACGGUUUAAUAUUUUUUAUUUUAAAAGAAGGUCUUUCAAUUAAAAAUCACAAUCUUUACUGAACUGAAAUACCAUACCUGACAUAUUGAAAGAGUACCUUUCUAAUAGAGUAUUUUUCUUGCUAAUUGGUCUUUACCAAAGCCAUCAAAUUAAAUAAAAAAAUAGGGUAUUUUUAAAAGUCAAAGUUUCCAUCCUAAUAAAAAUAUUUAAAAAUGUUUUUAAAAGAUAUUUAAUUGAAAACUUAUUGGACCAUUUUGCUGGUAACACCUCCAUGGCUUCUAAAAAUUGCAAGCCAGAUGGAUGCUGAAGCGAAGAAGAUAAGAGGGAAUUCUAAAACUUGCAAUUCACGACCCCGUCUGUUCAGCGUGGUAAAUUCCAACGCAAAAUGGACCUAUGUUACUCAAAGGAGUAAUACUAAUAUAAAAUAAAAAUUUAUACCAUUUUUAUUCAGUUGCAAUACGAAGUCAAAACUGUCUUAAUUUUUACUUAGUUCAGAGAGCGCAACCAGCACUCUUAUCGACGACUUCACCACUUUUUAGUGGUUCUUCAGAGAAUGCAGAGAUUGCUAUCUCGAUAUUAUUAGCGUAUUUUUAAUUUGAAAACAUUUACUUUCAAUUUAAAAUGAACAUGUAUACUAAGUUGCUUAUUUAAACGCUACGUUUAAGAUUAUUCUUCGUGGUUAAAGUUAAGUGACGUAUGACUUGUGAUAGACGGUACUGACAGUAGAUAAACAAUAUCAUAAUCGCCAUAUAGGGCUUUUCAACGCUUCUCAUUUGUUUCGGGCACUUUUCAUUUGUCGUAUAUUAAUAUUAUACAACGUAUGACAAGUUCCCGAAACAAAUAAGAAGCGUUGAAAAUAUAUUGAAAAAGAUCACAUCUAAUCACAACCGUUAAUUGCCUGUUUAAAAGCUACUCCUAUCUGCUUUUAGGCUUAUUCUGUGCGUAUAGGUGUCAAGUAGGAUAGUACAGAUGACAGAUAGUACUGACAGCAGUAGACAAUAGGCCUUUUCAUCAUGUGAGGAGCGAGUGCGCAUCUGCUAUGUUUGUCGUACUGUUUUAAUCUAGAAUUGAGAGGUUAGGUAUCAUUCAUUACUUGUCAGCAACCUAACCUAACAUGCUUGUUUAUAGUAAACAGUACGAAAAAAAUGUCUGAUGAAAAGGCCUAUAUCGCCAUAUGGAAAAAGAGCAUGUCGUUCUAUCACCAAGUGUAUCUGUAAACAACUCGGUACUUUUCAUAGAUUACCUACCAAUGAUGUACCCUUAUCUGUACGUUUGUAUACGUUUUGUUCAGGGCGCAAAUUUACUGAAUGUACUGUAUUUAUUUUGUACCGGUGACUUUCUUCGUGGGCAGGUUUUAAGUCUUUAGAUUUAUAAACUAGUCCUAAGAUUUAAUCGAUGUUAGAUAGACUUUUUAGCUGAUUAUUUCUGUUGAAAUGUUGAUAUGAUAUGAAGCAGGAUUUGGAUGGAGAUCUGGUUAAAGCUGAUGGCCUUCUGUGUCAAUUUCAAUACCAAACUGUACUUAUCAACAGAGCACCUGUUUGUAAUCGAAGGUUUAUAUCUGUAAAAAUAUCUACAUAAUAAAGAAUUGAAUGGAAA
Molecule: messenger RNA, 7676 nt
Organism: Diabrotica virgifera virgifera (western corn rootworm)
Lineage: Eukaryota; Metazoa; Arthropoda; Insecta; Coleoptera; Chrysomelidae
Gene: Ttd14
Product: TRPL translocation defect protein 14
Exons: 10
Coding region: 295-1599 (434 amino acids)
Biological process (GO): photoreceptor cell maintenance
Molecular function (GO): GTP binding; phosphatidylinositol binding; phosphatidic acid binding
Source: RefSeq, a predicted model, not a curated record